AUGGAUUUAAAAAUUUUAACUAUUGUUUUAAUUUAUUUUAUAUCAGAAUCUCAAGGAGAUAUUUUUCUUUCCGUUCCAUUUAAUGAACAUUUUAACAGACGUUCAGGUACAUAUGAAUAUCGAGGAAAAUUUUUUAAAAAUUUAAAAUAUUUAAUACGGAAAAUUUCGCUAGAUUUUCCAGAAGUACCAUAUCAAAAUAUAUUAUUAAAAAGAGAAUUUAAAACUUCUGAAAACAUAGUAAAUGAUAUUCAUACAAAUAACAGAUAUCUUCAAGUUCAAAUAAAUGGUGUAUCUAGAUAUAUAACUCUUCCAUCGUAUCACAUUGUGAUAGAAUUUGUCAUGCAUCAUGGAAAAAAAUAUUUUAUUUGUAAUAGAAGCCCCUUUAAAACUUAUAAAGAAGCUAAAAUAUAUUGUGAACAUUUAGAAGAAUUCAGUCAAUUUAAAUUACAACAUAUAUUUUUAGGAAAAAAUCUCCUUGCUUCUAAAAUUUGGAGAAAUACUUGGAAGGAUUGCUAUUAUAAAUGCUAUUCACAAAAUCACUUUCUAGAAUUAAAAAAAAAAAUUAUUAGAGAAUUAUGUAUGUUAAGAAAUAUUGACCAUGAGUCCCCAAUCAGAUACAAUAAAACAUUAGAAUUUACAGCAAACUAUCAUGCACGAAUAAAUGCAUUAGUAAACAAACUUUUAGUAGCUGGUGAUGAAAAAAGUAAAGUACAUGAAGUUGCUGCUUUUAUUAAUCCACCACUUGCUAGUUUACAAGUAAAUAAAUGGUAUAAUUCAUAUGUAGAGGAACAAACCGAUAUUAAUAGAAAAAGUAAAAAAGAAUCAAAACAAUUUCAUUUAUUACUUUCUCCACAUAUAAAAGAAGUUGGAGUUGGAGUUACUUUAUAUAGAAGAAAAUUAUCUAUUGUAUUAACAUUUGCUAAUUUAAAAUAUUUAAUACGAACUGUUUCACUAGAAUUUCCAGAAGUACCAUACAAAAGUAUAUUAUUUAAAAGAGAAUUUAUAACUUAUGAAAACAGAGUAAAUGAUACUCGCUCAGAUCACAGAUAUCUUCAAGUUAAAAUAAAUGGUAAAUCCAGAUAUAUAACUCUUCCAUCAAAUCAGGUGCCGGUAGAAUUUUUCGAACAAAAUGGAAGAAAAUAUUUUUUUUGUAAUAGAAGCCCUUUUAAUACAUUCAAUGAAGCUAGAAUAUAUUCCAAAUAUAUAGAAGCAUAUAGUAGUUUAACAUCACAAUAUAGACUUUUAGGAAAAUAUCCUGUUGCUUCUAGAAUUUGGAGAAAUACUUGGGCAGAUUGUUUUUAUAAAUGCUUUUCACAAAAUCACUUUAGAGAAUUAAAAAUGAGAUUUCUUACAGAAUUAGGUACAAUAAGAAUUAUUUUUCAUCACUUUCCAAUCAGAUACAAUGAAAGUUUAGAAAUUAUAGCGCAUCGUCAUGCAUCAAAAAAUGCUAAAGCAAACAAACUUUCAGUAGCUGGUGAUGAAAAAAGUGACGUACAUGAAGUUGCUGCUUUUACUAGCCCACCAUUUGCUAGUUUAUUAAUUAAUAGAUUAUAUAAUGCACUUUUGGAGGAACAAAAACAUAAAAAUAAUAAUAUACUAAAAAGCAAAAAGGAAUCAAGACAGUUUUAUUUAUUACUUUCUCCAGAUAUAAGUGAAGUUGGAAUUGGAGCUAUUUUAUAUGAAAAUAAAUUAUCUAUUGUAUUAACAUUUGCGUAG
This is a messenger RNA of Strongyloides ratti, 1716 nucleotides long. RefSeq lists its product as hypothetical. The transcript is spliced from 4 exons. The coding region runs from base 1 to 1716 and encodes 571 amino acids. NCBI's taxonomy places the organism in Eukaryota, Metazoa, Nematoda, Chromadorea, Rhabditida, Strongyloididae. The record is from RefSeq and is a predicted model, not a curated record.